Messenger RNA from Sipha flava (yellow sugarcane aphid), 1536 nucleotides. RefSeq names its product LIM and senescent cell antigen-like-containing domain protein 1 (gene stck). NCBI's taxonomy places the organism in Eukaryota, Metazoa, Arthropoda, Insecta, Hemiptera, Aphididae. The transcript has 6 exons. The coding region runs from base 327 to 1355 and encodes 342 amino acids. Gene Ontology annotation, biological process: cell-cell junction organization; positive regulation of integrin-mediated signaling pathway; cell-cell adhesion. Gene Ontology annotation, cellular component: cell-cell junction; focal adhesion; cytoplasm. The record is from RefSeq and is a predicted model, not a curated record.
CGUUUUCCAUAAAUAGCAAUGUGCAGUCGUGUUCUAUAUCAGUGUGCGUAGUAUAUUCGACUUCAUUGUGGUGUGUAUGUGAAUGAUUCGGUUAUCCAUUGACCCUGCGAAGUUGAUGUCUGUCUCCACUGUAGUUUCCGAAACAUUCUAAAUUCAGCGUGUGGGAGUACCUGGUUCGCCUACAGAUGUGAGUAGAAAAAUAACUCGAUCAACACCCAUUUCACAUCUGGUCUCUCCGUCAGUGUAUCCUGUGUGUGUGUAUAUAUGUACAUCUGUCUGAUUUCAUUGAAUUUUAUUCCAGUUACCGUUACCGACCAACAACUCCAAUGCCUGGCGUAACAAUGUCGUUCAGCAACAUGUCGUGCUCUCGCUGUGGAGAUGGUUUUGAUCCACAUGAUAAAAUCGUCAACUCACAGGGUGAACUAUGGCAUCCCCAGUGUUUUGUAUGUUCUCAAUGUUUCCGACCAUUCCCUGACGGAUUGUUUUAUGAGUUUGAAGGACGUAAAUACUGUGAACAUGAUUUUCAAGUUUUGUUUGCCCCAUGCUGUGGUAAGUGUGGAGAAUUUGUUAUUGGCCGUGUUAUCAAGGCCAUGUCUGCUUCAUGGCAUCCUACUUGUUUCUGUUGUGCGGUGUGCAAUAAACAGCUAGCUGAUCGUGGAUUUGUCCGCAAUCGAAAUAGAGCUCUGUGUCAUGAAUGUAAUGCAGCUGAUAAAGCUGUUUUGUCAGGGAGACAUAUAUGUUUCAAGUGCCAUGGUGUUAUUGAUGAGAAACCUUUAAGGUUCAGAGGUGAAGUGUAUCAUGGAUAUCAUUUUAACUGUACGUCUUGUGGAGUAGAAUUGAAUUCAGAUGCACGAGAGUUAAAACAUCGAUCUGGCUAUACAGCUAAUGAAAUGAAUGAGUUGUACUGUUUGCGAUGCCAUGACAAGAUGGGUAUUCCAAUUUGUGGAGCCUGUCGGCGACCUAUUGAAGAACGUGUAGUUACUGCUUUAGGAAAACAUUGGCAUGUAGAACAUUUUGUUUGUGCUAAAUGUGAAAAACCGUUUUUGGGUCAUCGGCAUUAUGAACGUAAAGGUCUAGCUUAUUGUGAGACACAUUAUCACCAAUUGUUUGGUAACUUGUGCUUUGUUUGCAAUCAAGUGAUUGCUGGUGAUGUUUUUACUGCUUUAAAUAAAGCAUGGUGUGUACAUCACUUUGCAUGUUCAUUCUGUGAUCAAAAGAUGACGCAAAAGACUAAGUUUUACGAAUGUGACUUAAAACCAGCUUGUAAAAAAUGCUAUGAAAAAUUUCCAUCAGAAUUCAGGCGUAGAUUACGUAAAGCAUAUGAUAAUACACCAAAGAAAUCAACAUCUGCUUGAAUUUUCCCAUAAUACUGUAUAUUCUUCUAUGUAAAACAUCAUUAACAAUAUUUUAGACUCAUUGAUUUUUUCCUCUUUGAGAUUAGACAUAACAAGAAUCUACUGUAUUUACAAUUUUUAAAAUAGUUUUAACUAUAACACAAUAAAUCAUUAAAUUAAAACAUUAACUAAUGACAAUCAU